Molecule: messenger RNA, 2026 nt
Organism: Fomitiporia mediterranea MF3/22
Lineage: Eukaryota; Fungi; Basidiomycota; Agaricomycetes; Hymenochaetales; Hymenochaetaceae
Exons: 6
Coding region: 56-2026 (656 amino acids)
Source: RefSeq, a predicted model, not a curated record
CGAUCCUUAGAUUCCUCAAACGGGCUUCACUCUUGCGUACUAUUGAAAGCCAACUAUGCCUCGUUCAGCUUUUCAUCUCUUCUCGCUACCGCAAGAGCUAUUGGAGACACUCACACCACGGAACUUACUUUCCAAUGACAAAGCACCUUCGCCAGAACCGGUGGAAGAGCCAGUUGAAUCGACUCAGACUGGAUUAGGAUCUCGGACGUGUAACAUAUGUCAGGGUGCGGUCUUUGCAAACGUGGAUGACCAGAGAUCGCACUUCAGAUCUGAUUGGCAUCGAUACAACGUCAAAGUGAAAUUGGCUAACGGGAAGGCUGUCUCCGAAACGGAGUUUGCUGCGUUAUUAGAUAGUCUUGAAGACUCCCUUUCUGGCUCCGAAUCAUCGGAAGAUAAUCCAGACGAAGAGAAUGAGUCUGAUUCGGAUGCCAUCCAGACUCUGUUGUCGAAAGCCCAUCUAAAGUCACGAUCUCCAUCUCCUGACGCAAUUAUGAAUGUCCCAGUUACCGCUUUGACAUGGUUUCACUCUCCUCCCUCAACUCAGAUCGGAAUAUACAGAGCUGUCUUUACGCAGGGCAUUCCACAAAGUUCGUACCUAUCAGAGUUACGAGAAAUGCAGUCCGUAGUUCCACAGGGUAGGAAGUGGGCAAUGUUCAUGGUCGCCGGAGGUCAUUUCGCUGGCCUGGUUGUUCGUGUCUCCCGGUCGAGCGAUGUAGAGACAGAGCCACCUCAGAAGGGCAAACAAAAGAAGCCGAUUCCAGAGAUGGAGAUACUGUGCCACAAAACAUUCCACCGUUACACAACACGUAGAAAACAAGGUGGCUCACAAUCACUGAACGACAACGCAAAGGGAAACGCGAAGAGUGCAGGUGCUCAGCUUCGACGAUACGGAGAACAAGCACUGAGAGAUGAUAUCCGAAAUUUAAUAUCGGAAUGGUCCGAAGAUAUUUCCGCCUGUGAACGUAUAUGGAUACGAGCCAGUGGUGCUAAUAGACGCAUAUUCAUGGACUAUGAUGGAGCUACCAUCGCAAAAGGCGACCCUCGGUUGCGCACGUUCCCAUUCCCAACACGCAGACCUACGCAAGCCGAGCUCUCGCGUUGUUUAAUGGAACUUACAAAAGUGAAGAUCACCCACUUCACAGAAGAAGAGCUUCAAGCGCAGGACGAAGCUUUCCUAGCAUCUCUCCCCAAACCCAAACCUCAGCCUACACCUGCCCCCGAAACACUACAAAAAGCAGCUGAGAAAAAAGCCGCUGCUCCAAAAUUGACGAAGGAAGAGGAGAUAUUCAGGGAUAAAUGGAUGCGACUGUUGGAUAUGAUCAAGAAGGGUAGGUUAGAGGCUGUCAAGUCAUUCUGGGAGCGUGAAGGAACGGGACUUGGUGGUGUGGAUGCGCCGAUUCCUGAUUGGACUGAGGAGAGAACGAGAACGCUGCUUCAGCUUGCAGCGAGUUCUAGGCAAGCAGAAGUAACAACAUGGUUACUCGACGACCAAAACGCCGACCCUACGAUUCCCGUACCUACCAACGUCCCCCGCGUGCUUCCCAACGAAGAAACACAAACAGAUUCGUCGAGACCCGCUACUCCCGACACUGCACCCGGCGCACCAAACCUCGUGCGAACCGCAUACGAUAUUUCCAGCACACGCGCCGUGCGAGACGCCUUCCGGCGUAGCGCAGGCCUCCGUCCAGACGCCUGGGACUGGCUCGGCGCAGCUCACAUUCCGAGCAUCCUUAGCGCGGAGAUGGAGGCCGAACGUGAUAACAAAAAGAAAGAACGGCGUAAGGGACUGAAAGACAAGAUUCGCGAACGCGAAGCCCGAGAGGCAGUGAAAGAGGUACCUGCAGAACCCGCCGUAGCAGUCAGUGCGCCGAGUCCGAUGGAUGGUCCAGCGAAGGCCGGACCUCAGAAGUUGGGUGGUGGAGCACCGAAUGCGAGUCAGGGUCUUGCGGGCUUGACACCGGAAAUGAGGGCUCGUAUAGAGAGGGAGAGGAGGGCGCGUGCAGCAGAAGCUCGAAUGAAAAAGUGA